AUGAUCGCUCCUUUCUUGACUCUGUUGUCUCUUCCGCUCGUUUGGUCUGCCGCAACAGACAGCCCCGUUGAAGUUGUUGAAAGCGACAUUGUCGUCAUUGGAGGUGGAGGUGGAGGCGCCCAUGCCGCCAUCAAGGUACAGCAGGCUGGGAAGAAGGUGGUUCUGAUCGAAAGAGAAAAUCGUCUUGGGGGUACGUCCCGAUACAAGUGUUACUGUUACGCGGACGGAAAUUGACCAAACGUCCAGGCCAUGUCAACACAUACAAAGACCCAGCGACCGGUCAAACAUACGACUAUGGUGUACAGCUCUUCUAUAACAACACUGCCACGACCAGCUUCUUCGAGCAUUUCGACAUCCCGCUUGUGUCCGCGGGCGCGGGCAGUGAAGGAGGCUCGCAAAACCUAUACAACUUCGCAAACAAUUCGGAUUUCCCUGACAGUGUUCCCAAUCAACAAGAACUCCUCGCAGCUGCCUUCAAGAACUACAGCGCCCAGCUCGCCAAGUAUCCCUCGAUCGUCGACACGUAUGAUCUCCCUGACCCCGUCCCAGAAGACCUGACCAUCAGCUUUGGCGAUUUCGUCAACAAGUAUGGCCUCGCCGCUCUGGUGCUACCGGCCUCGCUCUACAACCAGAUUGGCAAUGUCUUGGCGCUGCCUACGCUGUACAUAAUGAAGGCCCUCAACGCACUACAGAUCCAGGCCAUCUCGACUGGUGGCUUCGUCGCCAACGGUCUUGACAACAACCAGCUAUUGUACGACAGGGUCCAGGCUGAGCUGGGAUCAAACGUCUUUCUCCAGUCUCACGUCUACCGCAUCGUUCGAAAGGAACGCGGUGUCCAAGUCUACGUGUCUACGCCGACGGGUACGAAGCUGAUCAAGGCCUGCAAGCUGCUCAUCGCCAUCCCACCGCUAGCUUCCAACCUCGGAUUCCUCGACCUCGACGCGAGCGAGAAGGAACUCCUCUCUACCUUCACCUUCAACUACUAUUACGACUCUAUUGUCGAGAACACCGGCCUUCCCGCCAACGUCACCCAAGUCAACGUCGGCUCGCUCCAGACAUUACUCCUCCCUCAAUUGCCCGACGUCUACGUCAUCCGGCCAUCCAACAUCCCUGGUAUUUCUUCCGCAUACUAUGGUAGCUACUCAUUCCAGUCCAAGGAGCAGGUCAUCGCUGCGAUCCUCCAGAGGUGCGCAGAACUUCGCAAGGCCCAAGGAUUGCCAGAGCCUCAGCAGCCUACUACGGUCUCGGAGCUCAACGAUCACAAGCCCUAUGAGCUCGUUGUUACAGGCGAGCAGAUUGCCGCCGGCUUCUACAAGAAGCUGCAGGCGCUCCAGGGUGCAAAGCACACUUGGUGGACUGGCGCAGCAUGGAGGACGCACGUCUCGAGUGAGAUUUGGGAUUUCAAUGAGAAGCACAUCAUUCCCGAACUGCUCAAGUAG
This is a messenger RNA of Lecanosticta acicola, 1439 nucleotides long. The record is from the annotation of a GenBank genome assembly. NCBI's taxonomy places the organism in Eukaryota, Fungi, Ascomycota, Dothideomycetes, Mycosphaerellales, Mycosphaerellaceae.